AAGACUACAAAAGUAAGGGCUGUUUUCAAAUUGUCGUAUUUCUCUUGAAGUUUCAUUCCCCAUUGGGCAGGUCUUGUAUGAAGAUUCAGACAUAUCAUGGAAAAUCGUUUCUACUCUGGCACCAUAUUGACCACCCUGGGUCCUGAGCAGGGAUGUGAUAGGUCAGGAAUUCGUUGCAGUGCAGUCUCCUUCAGCUCGCCCUCCAACCGGUGACGCCUGCCUCGGCCGUGUGGCUUGAGAAACAUCCCCAAUAAAGUCUCUUGAUUUACCUGUAGCUCAAUCUUCAACUGUUGCCAUGGCUGUGCCUCCUGCAUAUGCUGAUCUGGGGAAGUCUGCUAAGGACAUCUUCAACAAAGGCUUUGGAUUUGGCCUGGUGAAGCUUGAUGUCAAGACAAAGUCAGCCAGUGGAGUGGAAUUCAAAACAUCUGGUUCCUCCAACACUGACACCAGCAAAGUUGCUGGCACCCUGGAAACUAAAUACAAGAGAGCAGAAUAUGGCCUGACAUUUACUGAGAAGUGGAACACUGACAACACCCUGGGAACAGAAAUCACUGUUGAAGAUCAGAUUGCAAAGGGACUGAAGCUGACUUUUGACACGACCUUCUCACCAAACACUGGAAAGAAAAGUGGCAAAGUUAAGACUGCAUACAAGCGGGAGUACGUCAAUUUGGGCUGUGAUGUUGAUUUCGACUUUGCCGGCCCCACCAUCCACGGUGCUGCUGUGGUCGGCUAUGAGGGAUGGCUCGCCGGUUACCAGAUGAGCUUUGAUACUGCCAAAUCCAAAAUGACCCAGAACAACUUUGCCAUUGGUUACAAGACAGGAGACUUCCAGCUUCAUACUAAUGUUAACGAUGGAGCUGAGUUUGGUGGCUCUAUCUACCAGAAGGUGAGUGACAAGCUGGAGACGGCUGUGAACCUGGCAUGGACCGCUGGCAGCAACAGCACACGCUUUGGAAUUGGAGCCAAGUACCAACUGGAUAAAGAUGCCUCCAUCAGUGCUAAAGUGAACAACAAUAGCCUUGUUGGUGUGGGCUACACCCAAACACUUAGACCAGGUGUGAAACUCACCCUCUCUGGUCUGGUUGAUGGGAAGAACAUCAACGCAGGAGGCCACAAGCUGGGUCUGGGUUUGGAACUGGAAGCCUAAGCUGUCCUCGUACUGCAAGGGAGUAGGGAAUAUCAGAAGAAUUUGGCCUUAAAUGUAUGUCCAACUCAAACCAGCUGGGGGAUAUCAUGGAGCGAUUGAUUCAAAGGCUACAGCAACAUACUUGAGUACCACUUUAAGAUGGUGCUCCUGUCACUGGUACAUUUUUACCUUUUGUUGCUUUUUACUUUGUGGUAGCAUCUAUUUUGGGAGACGGUUGUUGGCAUAUUAUUUAUAAAUCAUGUCAUUGUUCCUGUCCGGCACUGCCAUAACUAUUUGAUCAAUACAAUCCCUCUGUUCGUCAACAACUGUGUGGUUUCCUUAUGAUAAUCACAGACACUCCGUUUUUCUUUGUCGGUUGGUGUGGUGAACGUCAUCAUCCUUGAUUUUUUUUUCUUCUUCUUUUUGUUUUUUUUACACUCAUGAUCAUCUGAUAUCCCUUGUCAUCUCAACAGUUUUGCCCCUCUGAAGUACACUAUUUCUGCUACUAUUUAAUUACUGCUGCAUCUUUCCCACUCAUGCACAAAAGGACACAAAGAAGUUCUGGUUUGUGUCGACCGUUUGGGGUUUGCGAUGCCCCUGUGCAGCUACACGCGGGACCUUCCCUUAAACUGGGCAGUUUUUGGGUUGCUUUAAGUUGGAUUUUGAUGGUUGAGAGAAACCUGCACACAUGGUCGACCAAACGGAAUCGGUUUCUGUUUUUUUCUAUAGUAACAGACAACUGGGGGGAGCUCAUCGAUGUUCACAGUAAUGCCAAACUAGCUUUCUCUCGAGGAAGUCUAACCUGAAGUUGCUUAUGUGCACUCUGGAAGCUACUUCCCUGUUCUGGGCAGAGACAAAGCCCACAGGAAGUCUUGGAGGUCCUUAUGUGUAUGUAUACAUUUUCAAUAAAGUCUUUGAACGCCUCAGAUUUCUUUUAGUGUGAUAUUGAUGUCGGUAACAAUUUUGAUGGCACCACUUCUUGUCAUGUUUCAGCCCUGCAGAUUAAUGUAAGCCAAUUAUUCCUGUGACUGAGUCAAAGUUGCUUUGACAGCAGAAACCAUUAAAAGAUUAAAUAAAAUCCUACAUUCAGGCUUCAACCGUCAUAGCUGUUUAUGUUUGGAGCCACAACUUCCAAUAGUUUUAUCUCUGUGUGACAGUGGCGAUUAUGACUUUAAGAAAUUUGUCAAAUUUAAAAAAAGUGUUUCCAAGUCGUUUGAAUUUGAGGUAAAGACACCGGUUUAAAAUGAAAACUGGUGCAAAAAUCAGUUGUUGAUUUUCCUGCAUCUUUUUGACAGGGUGGCUGCUCAAACACCUCCUGAAAACCAGUCUUAAUAGAUCAGAUUUAAUUUUUUAUUCUUUGAAGGAGCAGCGUUGCAGCAUUUUGUUUCCAAUUGAAGCUUUGAUAUCAACUGCAUUUUUAUUUCCUGUAAUUAAACCACUUGGUGAGAAAGCUUCACUGCUUUACCGCAAGAUGCAUCAUCAUCCUGAAAAAAUAGGAUGGAAGAGAAAGCCUCCUUCAUUUGCCUUUACAUUAACCGUGGAGGCGACUUCUUCAGCCACUCAUCUCCGUAAGUUUAAUCGGAUACAAUCUUUUCCAGAUGGUUUUCAAAAAUGUCCCUUCUUUUGAGUUUCUGUGAUGACAGUUUUUUUCUUCUUUUUUUGUUGUAUUGCGGUGACAUCCUUUGUUUUUGUUUUUAUCUUAAAGAAUUCAUAAACUUCAGUGAUUUGAAACCCAGCUGAGAGUCUUCA
Messenger RNA from Menidia menidia (Atlantic silverside), 2875 nucleotides. Lineage: Eukaryota; Metazoa; Chordata; Actinopteri; Atheriniformes; Atherinopsidae. The record is from the annotation of a GenBank genome assembly.